AUACUUCCUAAGGUCGCUGUCCCGCGAUCGGUUCAAAGGAAAACAGGCAAUAACAAUAAAAUGACACGUGCGAGCAUGCAAAUGAAUCAAAACCAAAGGAAACCACCACCGCACUGGAAGCUCUCCGAUGAUGAUGGUGGUGGUGGGGCAAUCAGUCAAUCCCAUGGCCUCCUGUUGCCAGUCCUCCGGCGCGGACAGCCCAGAGCCCAGCAGUUAAGAGAGAAACAAGAGAAGAAGCAAAUCUUCUGGGGUCGCUCUCCUGGACCGGUUCCGCUGACCCUUUUACCAAGCCAGCCUCCCAGAGAAAAGAGCACGAAAAAUGCCUGUGCAGCCGUGCCUGGCAGGCGAGCACGAAGUGCCUUAGCUGGACCAAUUGUUGUGGAGCCAUAUGUCACAGCAGUAUGGGGAAAGAAUGUUUCAUUGAAGUGUCUAAUUGAAGUAAAUGAGACUAUAGCACAAAUUUCUUGGGAGAAGAUACAUGGCAAAAGUUCACAAACUGUUGCAGUUCAUCAUCCUCAAUAUGGAUUCUCUGUUCAAGGAGAGUACCAGGGAAGGGUCUUGUUUAAAAAUUAUUCACUUAAUGAUGCAACAAUUACUCUACAUAACAUAGGAUUUUCUGAUUCUGGAAAAUACAUAUGCAAAGCUGUUACUUUCCCACUUGGAAAUGCGCAGUCUUCCACAAUUGUAACUGUAUUAGUUGAACCCACUGUGAGCCUGAUAAAAGGACCGGAUUCCUUAAUUGAUGGAGGAAAUGAAACGGUUGCAGCCAUUUGCAUCGCAGCUACCGGAAAACCAGUUGCGCAAAUUGACUGGGAAGUCGAUAUUGGUGUAAUGGAAUCCACUACUACUACAUUUCCAAAUGAAACAACAACAAUUGUCAGCCAGUACAAGGUGUUGCCAACCAGAUUUGCAAGAGGGAGACGAAUCACUUGUAUUGUCAAACAUCCAGCUCUGGAAAAGGACAUCCGAUAUUCUCUUAUACUAGACAUACAAUAUGCUCCUGAAGUCUCAGUAACAGGCUAUGAUGGAAAUUGGUUUGUAGGAAGAAAAGGUGUUAAUCUCAAGUGUAAUGCUGAUGCAAAUCCACCACCCUUCAAAUCUGUAUGGAGCAGGUCAGAUGGACAAUGGCCCGAUGGUUUAUUGGCUUCAGACAAUACUCUUCAUUUUGUCUAUCCACUGACUUUCAAUUAUUCUGGUAUUUAUGUCUGUAAAGUGACUAAUUCCCUUGGUCAAAGAAGUCAUCAAAAGGUCAUCUACAUAUCAGAUGUUCCAUCUAAGCAGACUUCUUCCAUAGCAGUAGCUGGAGCUAUAAUUGGAGCUAUCCUCGCCCUUUUCAUCAUUGCUGUCUUUGUGACUGUGCUGCUCAUUCCUCGAAAAAAGAGACCAUCCUAUCUUGACAAAGUGAUUGAUCUCCCACCCACACAUAAACCACCACCAGUGUAUGAAGACCAGUCCCCUCCAUUGGCUCAAAAAGACGGGCUAUACCAGACCGAACACUUGCCUUUGGAGACUCAGUUCAAAGAAAGAGAGGUUGGCAGUCUUCAGCACUCUAAUGGCCUACAUAGCAGAAGAUUUGACUAUGAAGAUGAGAAUCCAGUGGGGGAAGAUGGGAUUCAGCAGAUGUAUCCCCUGUAUAAUCAGAUGUGCUACCAAGACCAGAGCCCUGGCAAACAUCACCCAGACAACGACCCUGAGCCCAUCUACAUCAAUCCACGAGAGCAUUAUGUGUGAUUUUCCACUUUUUCCAAUGAGUUGUCUAACAAAUGUUUAUUCUUAGGUUAGGGAGAGAAGCUGAAGCCGACAGUUAUUAUUUUAUUCUCUCUCAUAUAAAACAAUCACAGUCUAAGUGUAUCGGAAGUCCUAGUGAAUUGAAUGACUUGGAGCUGAUAGCAGACACCCCCCCCCCCUUUAUUAAGAGUUCCUUUACCACCAGCUGUGUCUGUGAACUUGAAUGUAGCUUUGUGUGUUUCUGUGAGGUUGGUGUUUAACUACUAACAGUUGGCCUACAAUGGCAUGCUCAUUUAAAAGUAGAGCAUCUGCCUGUGAUGAUAGCAAUGGGUCUCCAGGAAGAAAGGCCCCAGCUGGGAGUGUUUACCUCGCUAGGUCUCAGGCAGACCAGCCUAUUCAUCUGUAACUCAAACAGGCAGAAAAGGGAGAUCAAAAUCCUCUUCAGUAAUUAUUUAGUUGGGAUUUAGUUUUCCCUGGCAAACAGUACAAUUACAAUAUUGUAAUUACAAUUACAAAAGACCUGAGGAAAGAGAAAAGUUUGUUUAAUAUGCAAUCAACAACCACAACAAAAGGCAGUUUAACUAGCCUUUCAAGCAUGCUGCUUGCUUUCACACUUGUGUGAUGCUCUAAUAUAUGUUCCUUCUGGAACACUUAAGGUCUUGAGGGAUGCAUAUCCUUGCUAUUAUCUGCAUAGACUAGAUUAGCUUUGAGCUAACUAACGUGCAUUCUUCUUUUGCUCUGUCAUUGUCCCCACAAUUCUGCUCUUUUCUAGCAAUCAGUAGAUUGACCUGUUUCCCAUGCCGUCUAAACUGUGGAUACCCUUGAGCCCUGUACCUCUUUUUAUAGUUUUGUACAUGACAAGUUCAGCUUUCCUGACUGAGAUUUCUUUUCAGAAUAAUCUUAUAUACAUAACUUUAGCUAUCCUCUGUAUUUUCUGACUUCAUACUCUCUGAGCUUUAUCUACCUCAAAAAAGCUUGCUGGAAAACCACCAAGAUACAAUUUCUGCUCUGUUCAGGUAAAAAAUUUGCAAAGUUAAAAACAAAAAAAUGCAUUUCAAUAUGGCAUAUAUGCCAAAUCCACAUGCUGUCCUUUAUCUCUCCUUGACCACUUGACCUGGCCAGUAAAAGAGAAAGAAAAAAAAUGUCAAAAAACCACAUCUGUUGCUUAUUAGUGUAUCCUGCAAUAUUUCAGUGCCUGUAUAUGUCUGUGAGUUUCCUCAUUUCCCUGUGCCAGUUCUCCUUACUAAGCUUGAAGGUAAUAAUUAUUGUGGGCAGGAAUGCAGGCUUUUGUACAAAUGUCAGUCACUCAUUCUUGUAUCUUAAAGAAAACAUUGUUAGCAUUGUUUUAUUGUAUGUUCUGCAAGAUUAAAGGUUAGUCUGUGACACUGUACUACAGACUUGUCAUAUAUUAGGAAAGAGUGACACACAUAGUACAGUUAAUUCCCAACCUAACUUCAAGGGGAGAGGAGAGGAGAUUUUUCAUGAAAUACCAAAGAUACAUAUGACUCAUGUACUGGCUCUAGUUCUUAUUUGUGUGUUUAUUUCCUUUUUUAGUUGUCAUGCUUUGUCAGACAAAUUACUCUUGCUUUUAUACAGUAGUAUACUCUCCCUCUAAUACCAACAAUUCUUAGAAGAAAAGAUGCUUAAAUUCUAACUUACUGCUUUAGCUAGGCAACAGAAAUUUUUGAAGUUAUAACUAUCCAGAAGAAAAUGGUAAAUUCCAGGAACCCCCAUGGCUAUAUCACUGUACUACCUCAGAGUUAAUGUCUUUUGGUCCUUUGUUGCAUAUUAACACAAAAGAAAUGUGUUGCUUGAAAAGAUAUCAGUGAGUUAGUAUAGCUAAAGAUAUAGGAAUCCUCGCAAAAGAGAACUCUGGUGAGAGCUCACAUUGCCAGGGAAGUGUUGCAUAUAUACUACAAAUUACGGGAGAGAUGGAGUGGCACUUCACCAUGUUGAGAAAUUAAGAAGUCUCAUAUACUGAGGGUGGUCUUUAGGAUUCUGUAGGGAAGCAAAUUGUUCAAGAAAGCACACCUUGAACUUAAGGGGGAGUUCAGAUAGUAUUUUGUUAUAUUGUGCCAGGGAAAGAAAUUUGGAUGCACUGUGUUUCAGAAAUCCUUUAACUUGUCUUCAGCUUUUUUGCAUUUUUGGUGUAAUUAUAAGAAAGAAAUUUCAGUAUGUAGGCAUCUCUCACAGCCAACCUCAUUCUUCUCUGUCAGUUCUGACAUUUAACAAACUGGUAACUUAUAGUUCAUGUAGCAUAGGUCACAUAAGCUAUAUAAUUACCUUGGUGCCUUCUGUUUUCUAGAAAUACUAAGUGAUAAAGAAAAGAGUUUAAAAGGGUUUGAUUAGCCUCCCCCUCCCCAUACACACACACACACACACACACACACACACACACACACACACACACACAAAGUCAUCUAAAAUUAGCCUGUUGACCUCUAAGUUUGGAGACUAGACUACUUGAUGGCCAUUUAAAUUUGGAAAUUAGGGAGUCGGGCUAUAGCGCAGCGGGUUAAGCACAGGUGGAGCAAAGCACAAGGACUGGCAUAAGGAUCCCAGUUCGAACCCUGGCUCCCCACCUGCAGGGGAGUCGCUUCACAGGCGGUGAAGCAGGUCUGCAGACGUCUAUCUUUCUCUCCUCCUCUCUGUCUUCCCCUCCUCUCUCCAUUUCUCUCUGUUCUAUCCAACAACGACAACAACAAUAAUAACUACAACAAUAAAACAACAAGGGCAACAAAAAGGAAUAAAUAAAUAAAAUAAA
This is a messenger RNA of Erinaceus europaeus (western European hedgehog), 4492 nucleotides long. It is a transcript of the gene NECTIN3, whose product is annotated as nectin cell adhesion molecule 3. Gene Ontology annotation, cellular component: adherens junction; apical junction complex. Lineage: Eukaryota; Metazoa; Chordata; Mammalia; Eulipotyphla; Erinaceidae. Gene Ontology annotation, biological process: homophilic cell-cell adhesion; heterophilic cell-cell adhesion; symbiont entry into host cell. The record is from RefSeq and is a predicted model, not a curated record. The transcript has 9 exons. Bases 61 to 1731 code for a protein of 556 amino acids.